Mobula hypostoma (lesser devil ray) is the source of this 1357-nucleotide messenger RNA. Its product is annotated as ras-related protein rab7-like. The coding region runs from base 304 to 1092 and encodes 262 amino acids. The transcript is spliced from 8 exons. The record is from RefSeq and is a predicted model, not a curated record. Gene Ontology annotation, cellular component: lysosome; phagocytic vesicle; late endosome. NCBI's taxonomy places the organism in Eukaryota, Metazoa, Chordata, Chondrichthyes, Myliobatiformes, Myliobatidae. Gene Ontology annotation, biological process: phagosome-lysosome fusion; endosome to lysosome transport. Gene Ontology annotation, molecular function: GTP binding; GTPase activity.
UGCAGUUUGUGAAUUAUGCAGCACAGUUUCUAUUCUGAACAAUAUAUGUCAUGUGUCACACUACUCUUCAUUGGAACAUGGCGCAUUGACGACCACAGCUCGGUUUUAGGGGGACCCGGAAGCGAAAAACUUCGCUCCAGUCUGUCAACGAAAGUGAACUGGAAAUCGGUUUGAAACCAGAAGAGACAAGAGAACUUCGCGAUAACUGGUGAAGAAGUGUUCGCUGGCUUGGCGGAGUUCUUCAGUAAACUUUAUUAUUCAUUUCUCAGAGUUUAGCUAAGUUUAUCUAACUUUUUAAAGUUUAUGAACGGACAACUUUUCUUCUCUCAAUCCCCGGAGGAACAGAAUUCGCCACCACUGACCCACGGUGCGUCUGCAGGAGGAGCUAGAUCCCACAGGGGAGGGGAGGAGCGCCUUUCCACACUGAGCCCCUGUUGUUCCGUCUUGCAGAGGCUGAAGACCAUUCCAGCCACCGGCAUGUCGUCUAGGAAGCGAAACCAGCUGAAGAUCAUCCUCCUGGGAAACUCUGGAGUGGGGAAGUCGUCCCUGAUGAACCAGUUCAUCAACCAGCGCUACACCAACCUGUACAGGGCGACGAUUGGGUCCGACUUUCUCACCCGGGACAUCACAGUGGAUGACCAGCACGUCACCCUGCAGGUAUGGGACACAGCAGGCACGGAGCGCUUCCAGUCCCUGGGCUCCGUCUUCUACCGGAGCACCGACUGCUGCCUCUUGGUGUUCGAUGUGACCUCGGCCGAUUCAUUCCGGGCGCUGCAGGGCUGGAGACAGGAGUUCGUGGUGCAGGGCUCCUCCCGGGACCCCGAGACCUUCCCCUUCGUCGUGCUGGGGAAUAAAGCUGACCUGGGGAACAGGGAGGUCAGCAGGAAGCAGGCGGAGGACUGGUGCCGAACCCACAAGGCGGAGUAUUUCGAAACCAGCGCCAAGGAAGCUCUCAACGUGGAGACGGCGUUUCGGGCUGCGACGCGCUUAACGCUGAACCAGGUGAAGGCCGUGGACCGCUGCGUGGAAAAUCAGAACCUGGUUCAGCUCCAGACGCAGUCCAGCUUCAUCAAUUCGCUCUGUAGCUGUUGAUUCUUCCGACUGGAUAUCGACCUCCGCCGUAACCCCUCUCCCGCUCGGCCACUGCUGUGGUACCCAACAAGAACCGAGUCCCUGCGUCUGGGCAACGUUGCCUCAUAUACAUAAUUCCGAGCAGGAAAUUUUUAUACGGCCCUUUCAAUGCACAGCCCUUUACAUGUAUUUUUAAUAUAAUUAUGCAAACUGUAGAUAAUUAAAAUUUAAAUAGAAAACUUGCAUAAUUUUGAUUUUAUUAAUUGAUGGGUGUUAUGAAAUAUAC